Molecule: messenger RNA, 1290 nt
Organism: Aspergillus tanneri
Lineage: Eukaryota; Fungi; Ascomycota; Eurotiomycetes; Eurotiales; Aspergillaceae
Exons: 4
Coding region: 1-1290 (429 amino acids)
Source: RefSeq, a predicted model, not a curated record
AUGUCAACCUCCUACUUCAAAGUAAUAGAGCACGCCAUCCCUUGUCAGUCUAUUCAAGAAUAUCCCCAUGCUGUGAAGACGGACAACCCUCCCUUGCAGUUGGCUGUCAAGCAAUAUAUUCCGCUCAACAAUCUCAACCCCGGUCCGGACGACAUUACAAUUAUUGCUGGGCAUGCAAAUGGAAUCCCCAAAGAAUGCUAUGAGCCUAUUUGGGAUGAGCUCCUCGCAUUAACGAGCGUUAAGAUUAAAGCCAUCUGGUUCGCAGACUGUUCUCACCAGGGCGCCAGUGGAGUAUUAAACGAGCGGAUUCUUGGUUAUGACCCGAACUGGUUUGACCAUUCCCGAGAUCUCUUAUGCAUGGUGAACCAUUUCCGAGAUUUGGUUCAGCCUCCGAUCGUGGGAGUUGCACAUAGUUUCAGCUGCGCUCAAUUUGUUCAUCUUUCCAUAAUGCAUCCUCGCUUGUUCCAUACGCUAAUCUUUCUGGAGCCUAUGAUCCAAGUAAAAAGUCCAAGCAAACUCGGUGGGCGAAGUCCAGCGCUUUGGGCAAGUACUCGACCGGAUUUGUGGCCGUCCCUGGAAGCUGCGGAGACUUAUAUUCGGGAUAAUCCUUUUUGGCGCAAAUGGGAUAAAAGGGCAGUGAAUCAAUAUAUUCGAUUUGGAUUUCGGUCUACCCCUACUGCUCUCUACCCCAGCUCAUCACCAGGCGCGGUGACACUUACCACAACAAAGGCGCAAGAAGCGUGGACGUAUCUGCGCUUUAAUGCUACUCCACGAGCCGGGGUUGAUAACCCGCAUGACCCAAUGGAGCGUCUCCUAGGCCCAGAUGUUGCUGUAGCAGGAAAAGAAGGAGAUAAUAACAACCGCGACUACGUUACUGUUUCCCCCUGGCCCUGCUUGGGGUUUGAGUUCCUUCCAUAUGUUCGGCCAUCGACUUUGUACGUGUUUGGGGACAAAAGUCACAUUAACAUCCCCGACCGGAGACGGGAAAAGCUUCAGCGCACUGGUACAGGGCUUGGAGGCAAUGGAGGCGUUGCUGCGGGACGUGUGCGAGCAGAUAUUAUACCCGGCACAUCACACCUGGCGCCCCUCGAGAAAGUGUCCUACACUGCGCGCAUUUUAUCUGGCUGGUUGGAGCUGGAGAUUGAAAGGUACCGCAAGGAGAAAGGGUUCUUUGAUUGUGAGUAUAACUGUGGAAAGUCGGACCGUGACGGGAUGGCAUUAUCAACACAGUGGAUGAAGUACAUAAAGGAGCCUGUUAAUGUCAAGCGACCUACGAAACCUCAUCUGUAG